AUGGCUAAGUUCUUAAAAGCUGGUAAAGUUGCUGUUGUCGUCCGUGGUCGUUACGCCGGUAAGAAGGUUGUCAUCGUUAAGCCACAUGAUGAAGGUUCUAAAUCUCACCCAUACGGUCAUGCUUUAGUCGCCGGUAUUGAAAGAUACCCAUUAAAGAUCACCAAGAAGCAUGGUGCCAAGAAGGUUGCCAAGAGAACUAAGAUCAAGCCAUUCAUCAAGGUCGUUAACUACAACCAUUUAUUACCAACCAGAUACACUUUAGAUGUUGAAUCUUUCAAGUCUGUUGUUUCUACUGAAACUUUUGAAGAACCAUCUCAAAGAGAAGAAGCUAAGAAGGUCAUCAAGAAGGCUUUCGAAGAAAGACACCAAGCUGGUAAGAACCAAUGGUUCUUCUCUAAGUUAAGAUUCUAA
This is a messenger RNA of Kazachstania africana CBS 2517, 411 nucleotides long. RefSeq names its product 60S ribosomal protein eL27 (gene RPL27A). Gene Ontology annotation, cellular component: cytosolic large ribosomal subunit; ribosome. The coding region runs from base 1 to 411 and encodes 136 amino acids. Lineage: Eukaryota; Fungi; Ascomycota; Saccharomycetes; Saccharomycetales; Saccharomycetaceae. Gene Ontology annotation, biological process: translation. The transcript has 2 exons. The record is from RefSeq and is a predicted model, not a curated record. Gene Ontology annotation, molecular function: structural constituent of ribosome.